CCUCUAUAAGCCCGUGGGAACGGGGGUUCGACGCCCCUUUCACAAGAUGGCGCCGAAGGCGAAGAAGGAAGCUCCUGCCCCUGCCAAAGCCGAAGCUAAAGCAAAGGCUUUGAAGGCCAAGAAGGCAGUGCUGAAAGGUGUCCAAAGCCACAAAAAGAAGAAGAUCCGCACAUCACCCACCUUCCGGCGGCCCAAGACACUGCGGCUCCGGAGGCAACCCAAAUAUCCUCGGAAGAGCGCCCCCAGGAGAAACAAGCUUGACCACUAUGCCAUCAUCAAGUUCCCCCUGACCACUGAGUCUGCCAUGAAGAAAAUAGAAGACAACAACACACUUGUGUUCAUUGUGGAUGUCAAGGCCAAUAAGCACCAGAUCAAACAGGCUGUGAAGAAGCUCUAUGACAUUGAUGUGGCAAAGGUCAACACCCUGAUCAGGCCUGAUGGAGAGAAGAAGGCAUAUGUUCGACUGGCUCCUGAUUAUGAUGCUCUGGAUGUUGCCAACAAAAUUGGGAUCAUCUAAACUUGAGUCCAGAUGGUUAAUUCCAAAUAUACAACUUUUUUCACCAUA
This is a messenger RNA of Galeopterus variegatus (Sunda flying lemur), 565 nucleotides long. RefSeq names its product ribosomal protein L23a (gene RPL23A). The record is from RefSeq and is a predicted model, not a curated record. The transcript is spliced from 5 exons. Gene Ontology annotation, biological process: translation; ribosomal large subunit assembly. Bases 47 to 517 code for a protein of 156 amino acids. NCBI's taxonomy places the organism in Eukaryota, Metazoa, Chordata, Mammalia, Dermoptera, Cynocephalidae. Gene Ontology annotation, cellular component: cytosolic large ribosomal subunit; ribosome. Gene Ontology annotation, molecular function: structural constituent of ribosome; rRNA binding.